Messenger RNA from Trypanosoma cruzi, 1725 nucleotides. RefSeq lists its product as uncharacterized. Gene Ontology annotation, cellular component: small-subunit processome. Lineage: Eukaryota; Euglenozoa; Kinetoplastea; Trypanosomatida; Trypanosomatidae. Gene Ontology annotation, molecular function: protein binding; snoRNA binding. The transcript has a single exon. The coding region runs from base 1 to 1725 and encodes 574 amino acids. The record is from RefSeq and is a predicted model, not a curated record.
AUGGCGGGUCGCACCAUAACGUCGAUGUGCACUGUCGAGGAUGAGUCCCCGGCACCUCUGUUCGUUGGUCGAGAAGACGGCUCCAUUGAACUCUACGGUUCCGCCGAUGCUGCCUGUUUCGGCAAGCCAUCGUUGAUACUCUACGGCCACACCAAAGCCGUCACAGCCAUGUUUGCCCCAUCUACUGACGAGGUUUUUUCGUGCUCAAUGGAUGGCACACUUCGUCACUGGUCCACAGAGAGGGAACUGGAGGAAAUGAAGCACUGCUUAAAUGUGUCAAGGGUGGGAACCCCGCUGCGGUGCCUCAUGAUGCAUGAGGGUGCUCUUUAUACCGGUGGCAAUGAUGGAUGUCUGUAUGCUAUUGAAGGGUCGCGGCGGUCCUCCUGGCCAGGGCACAAGGAUGUCCUCUCUUGUAUUACCGUUGUAGCAGAGGAUUCUCAAUAUGUUAUCACUGGAAGUUACGAUAAUCAGAUUCGCGUCUGGGACACAAGGUUGGCCAAAACCAUCCGAUUACUUGUUGGUCACCAGAACCACGUUAAAUGUCUGCGUGUUAUUGGGGCAGGGGAAUUACUCCUCUCGUUUGGGCGCGAUCUCACGAUUAAAAUAUGGAGGCUGCCGGAAUUUGGAGAUGAGGACGAGGAAGACGUGGCACCUUCUUCACCCGACAAUAUCCGCCAAGCGACUGUCUCCUUCAGGGAACCAACGGACACCACGCCAAUGCCUGAUCAUCCCGCCGCUACAGCAACAGAUGGCGGGGAGGAAUCAGGAGAGGUGCCCGCGAAAGCAUCGUCCAGCCCUGAAGUGAAUCCCGGGCCUGCGGAUGAAUCAGUGAACAAGCACUACCGUGCGGCUGUGCAAGGUGCAACGGCGGUGAAAUCUGCUAUCAAAACACGUCCUCAGCCACCAAUGCGACAGCUGCGGUGUGUGGGCACGAUUGAAAUUCCAGAGGCGCCUCACGUUGUGGCCGCCACAAGUAACGAAGCGUCUUAUUGUCAUAUUGGCACUUCUGAUGGGUAUGUGGUAGGUGUGAAUGUGCGUGCGCUCUCGCGGUCUGUGCUGCAGUUUCCUUCACGCAAUGCGGCCGAGGUGCGGGCGGAUACACGUGGAACGCGUCUGACACUUCGUUUGUCGAUAAGAUCCAUUAAGAAACGGUGCAGAAAUGCUAUUCAAAAAAAACAACUGGAGCUGCUGCGAGCGGCGAAGCAUGCACGAGCCAAAAAGAAGGCAGAGGAGCGAAAGGAACGCGCUGCCGCACGUGCAGCCGAACGUGAGGCGAGGGCCGCCAAACGUGCCGAGGAGGAAGACGACGACGAAGAGGAGGAGGAGGAGGAUGAGGAUGAGGAGCAGGAUAUGGAGGAAGAGGAAGAGGAAGAGAACGAUGGUGACGAGGAGCAAGAAGAAGAAGAGGACCCUCUCGCUCUGUUAGAUGAUGCGCAGCGUGAGGAGCUUGCGGCCUUCCGAAAGCAACAAGAAAAGGAACGUGAUGAAGAGAUUGAAUCUUUGCGCAAAGCGGCGGAGGAAAGAAAUAAAGUGGUUGGCAAAAUAGGGUCUGCCACUUACGACACCACUCGCGAUCGGUUUUUUUUUUUGAGUUUCACAAGCUACAAGAAGAUUGGUAGCGACGCGGUGCUGGGGUUGGUGGCACUGCCAGGUGGGACAUGUUGCGCCGCCCAGUCAGACCGCAUCAAAUCCGCAGACACCACACCUGGCAUCACAUACUUGUAG